Messenger RNA from Psilocybe cubensis, 1302 nucleotides. RefSeq lists its product as uncharacterized. The transcript has a single exon. NCBI's taxonomy places the organism in Eukaryota, Fungi, Basidiomycota, Agaricomycetes, Agaricales, Agrocybaceae. The record is from RefSeq and is a predicted model, not a curated record. Bases 1 to 1302 code for a protein of 433 amino acids.
AUGUCUGUCGUCCCCUAUCCAGUUCCUACCACGUCUACGCAAUGGCAAAGUUUCUAUGGAGGUGCAACGUCCACCGAGAGCUGCCUUUACUAUGACAAGUAUGGUAACCUGAAUGUUGAACUCACGCUAAAUGGCAACGCCAUUCUUCCUGAUUACAUGUCGCUCGCUCGUGAAGUCCAAAGACACCCAACCGCGCCGAUCAAUAUCUCACUCUGGCACUGGCCUGCCAUCGAGCUGAGCCUAUCACUCCAACCUCACAUGUCCCUGCUCUGGAGCGUUUUUCAUCGUUGGCACACUGCUAGGUUUGACAUCCCUCUGCUCAACUAUCUUAUGAAGAAGACGUCUUGGAUGGAUGCAGAGCGUCCGCGGCCGCAUUACUUCACCAGCCUGAUGAUACGGAAUAUAGGCAAAGCAGGAGAACUGGCGCCCUCCCUCACGCGGCUGAUUACAGUGUUGUUGUGCAAUCGAUACGCAAGCCUCCAUCGCAUUGAUAUAUGUGACUCUGGAUACACCAUGCCGCCGCUCAAAUAUCUAGCUAAAAUACCGUUCGAGAAUUUGACGAGCAUCCGGUUUCUCGAUACCCGCUGCUCAGCCGCCCAAGCGCACGAGAUACUACAGGGGUCACUCAACGUACGGGAGUUUUACGCGACAGCCAUCACCGGACCCAACCCGCGCGCUGAGGUCUUCGUAGCGGCGUGUGUGAACCUCCGCGUGCUCAACAUCCAACUCGACGAGCUGGACUUUGACCGCGAUGACUUUGGCCAUGUCUUUGCGCUGCUCGACAGAAUCGCCGCGCCGGACCUCGAACAACUCACCCUCGGCUACGAGAGCGAUUGGAGCUCUACACACUUUGCAGAAUUUUAUGUCGCUGUGCAGCCGCGCAUCCGGAAGCUUCAUCUGCACAAGAUGAGGCUGAACGAGGUCCAGCUUAUGAACGCGCUUCGGCUGAAUGAAGAUAUUGAGGAGCUGAUUUUAGAUGGUCAGGAGGAUCAUUGGCGGGGUGCACCCCCUCCACUGUUGUUCUCUGAGCGGAGUUGUCCGUUUUAUAUGACCAACCCAAAUGGGUACCUUAUACCAGACCUGAAAAACUUGACUGUGAGAGAUAACUGUAUUGACGAGAGUGGGUCCUUUGGCCAGUUGGUCCGGGAUAGAUUCAAGCAUGACAAUUUGAAGGAGGUUGUCAUCCUAGGGGAGCCAGACGGAAAAGGGCUGUGUCGCGAGGAUCGGAAAAUAUUGCAGUACCUCUCAUCAAAAGGGCUUCGCCUUUCCUUUCUAGAAUCUCUUCCAGAGGCUUCGUGUUAA